Messenger RNA from Numida meleagris (helmeted guineafowl), 4668 nucleotides. It is a transcript of the gene VIT, whose product is annotated as vitrin. NCBI's taxonomy places the organism in Eukaryota, Metazoa, Chordata, Aves, Galliformes, Numididae. Gene Ontology annotation, cellular component: interstitial matrix. Bases 16 to 2262 code for a protein of 748 amino acids. The record is from RefSeq and is a predicted model, not a curated record. Gene Ontology annotation, biological process: extracellular matrix organization; positive regulation of cell-substrate adhesion. The transcript is spliced from 18 exons.
UUUGCUUCAGUCACCAUGAAGGCCUCAGUCAUUGCAACCUUCUUUGGUGUAUUUCUUACAUGUACAUAUGCAGCUAAGGAAGCCACAAAGAGGACCAAGAAGGCUAAGCUAUACAUACCUCAGAUUGACUGCGACGUCAAGGCUGGGAAGAUAAUAAAUCCAGAAUUCAUUGCAAAAUGCCCUCCAGGAUGUCAAGAUGUAAAAUACCGUGUUUAUGGCACAGACAUUUAUGCUUCUUUUUCCAGCGUGUGCAGUGCUGCAAUUCACAGUGGUGCAAUAGACAACACGGGUGGGAAGAUCCUUGUUCAGAAGGUGGCUGGCCAUGCUGGGUACCGGGGGAGCUUCUCCAACGGAGUCCGGUCGCUGUCGUUGCCACGCUGGAGGGAGUCCUUCCUUGUCUCAGAGGGCAAGCCAAGAAAGGGUGUAACAUAUCCAUCAACUCUUGAAUUCUCUUCCUCAAAGAGCACAGCUGUUAAACCAGAGCCUAAGAAGCCAGAGCAAGACCUAAAAGUUACAAAGAGCGCAGCGAUGUCUGAUACAUCAGGAAAAGCCUCAGAACAAGGGGACACGGUCCGCAAGGUGUAUCAGACAUCACCGGUACCAAUGCCAACCACACAAAUGGCAGCCACAACACCAACUCCAACGACCACAACCACUGAUCCUCUCAGCACAACGCCAAAGCCAACCACAACACCAGCAACAACAAGAACCGCAACAAACUCAGCUGCAGCCAAGCCUCGACCUGGACUGCACAGGGUCAGGGAUACAGGUUCUAGCAGUAUCCACCCUGCAUAUUCCUCUGUGGCAGCUGCAGCAUCAAGACAGGUUCAGGCUUCACAAGGAAGAGGACUGAAUACAGCAUUCAGGGGCACUUCCACCUCUGCAAAUAACAGGAAUAUUUUGCGACCCAAUGCAGGUAUUCAGCGCCAAGAGCCUAUUGCCACCUUCCGUAGGCCUGCUGGGUCUCCAGCCCAUCUGGCAGUGGAAACAGACUUGUGGAAACCUGGACUGAGCUUUUUUGACGCAGGUUUUGCUUCAAAGGAGGAACUGAACCUGAAGCCGCUGGAGGCGACCUCCCAGGGGAACCCAAGCUGCAAGGUGGACUUGUCCUUCUUGAUGGAUGGGAGCUGGAGCAUCGGUAAACGCCGCUUCCAGCUCCAGAAACAAUUCCUCAUUAAUGUGGCUCAUGCCCUUGGCAUCAACAAUGCCGGGCCUCUGAUGGGCAUCGUGCAGUAUGGCGAUGACCCUUCCACAGAAUUUAACUUAAAAACAUACACCAACCCCAAGGACCUAAGAAAUGCCAUUGAGAAAAUCCCUCAGAAAGGCGGACUUUCCAACGUUGGAAAGGCACUUUCCUUUGUUAACAAAAACUUCUUCUUGGAUGCUAACGGAAACAGAGGCGGAGCACCCAAUGUGGUGGUGGUAAUGGUGGAUGGGUGGCCAACUGAUCGGGUGGAGGAGGCCUCCAGACUGGCCAGGGAAUCAGGGAUCAACAUUUUCUUUGUCACUAUUGAAGCAGCUGCUCAAAAUGAGAAGCAGAAUGUUAUUGAACCAAACUUUGUGGACAAGGCAGUGUGCAGAACAAAUGGCUUCUAUUCCAUCACUGUGCCCAGCUGGUUCAGCCUCCACAAGGUCGUCCAGCCCUUGGUGAAGCGGGUCUGUGACAUCGACCGGUUGGUUUGCAGCAAGACGUGUCUUAAUUCGGCCGACAUCGGUUUCGUGAUCGAUGGCUCCAGCAGCGUUGGCACCGACAACUUCCGCACAGUCCUCCAAUUUGUAGCCAACAUCACCAAGGAGUUUGAGAUUUCAGACACUGACACCCGCAUUGGAGCCAUUCAGUACACAUACGAGCAACGACUUGAGUUCAGCUUCGAUAAGUACAGCACAAAGCAGGACGUGCUGAGUGCUAUCAAAAGGAUCAACUACUGGAGUGGUGGAACCAGCACGGGGGCAGCCAUCAGCUACGCCUCUGAGCAGCUCUUCACCAAAUCCAAACCCAACAAGAGGAAGCUCAUGAUUCUCAUUACAGAUGGCAGGUCUUACGAUGAUGUCCGAGUGCCAGCCAUGACAGCUCACCAAAACGGAGUUAUAGCUUACUCCAUUGGAGUUGCUUGGGCUGCCCAAGAUGAACUGGAAGCCAUUGCAACAGAUCCAGAUAAAGAGCAUUCCUUCUUUGUGGAUGAAUUUGACAACCUCUACCAAUUUGUUAACCCGCUCAUCCAAAACAUUUGCACAGAAUUUAACUCACAGCCACGGAACUGAUGGGGUGGAACAGGCCGGAAUCUUGGGCGUCGUGCUGAAAACACACAAUGCUACAGGAACAAUGCCAGCCCCAAGCUCAACAAAUACUGGAAUUGUUUUUCUCUGGCAUUUUCCAGUUAACGAGGUUGAUCGCAUCUCUGUCCCUAUGUAUGAUAACGCUCUGUGUAGGCUACUGGUUUUUUCCUUGCAGGCUUCAGAAACUCUGAUUUGGAUGGAUAGAAAAAGGCAGGAGACAUCAUGGAGGGCAUAAAUAGAGCUGAUUGGAAAGCUGUUAACAGUAUAGAGCCUCAACUUAGGUGAUUCCCACCACAGGGCACGCACAAGCUCUGAGAUGUACCACCUGCUUCCUGUGGUGGUGAGGGCCCUCCAGGGAGCAGCCACACUGCUCUGCUGCUGUGGCAGAAGCACCUCCCUCUGACACUGCCCAUCGCUUGCCAUCCAGGACAGGACUGACAUCCUGAAAUCCCAGGCACAAACUGGGAAGAUAGUGCAAAUUCAAGUAUUGAGCUUCAUCCAAACCCAAAGAGCAGAAAACCAGCAAGUGGCCAAGGUCAGGCUGUGGGACCCACAUCCAUCAGUCCUCAUAAAGCCCCAGAUCUGCAGAACAGCCAAUGCAGGAGCUGGGUCUCAUCUCCCACAGCACUGUAUUAAAAUGUGCUUCAACAAAAAACCAACGACCUUGUCCCCUUAGCUCACUUGCACCACCUUUUGCCAUGCAGCUCAAGGCCUCUGCAAAGCAAGAGAGCUGCGGGGGCAGAAAAGGCUCCUUCAGUAAAAACCGUGGGUUUCAGUUGCUCACUGUCUGAAAGGUUUCUGAGACCCCCACUGCUCUAUCACCAAACACAGCACAGUUAGAACAGCUCACAGCAGGCUUUAGUGUGAGGAUAAUUACUCAAGAGCUGUUAAAAAGGCUUAAGAGGAAAGUAUCUGUAAGUUCUGUAUUAGACACUGGGAAAAGCAGUAUUUCUAGCAUUCACAGCAUACCCUCUUCUGAUUUUGGGGUGGGCUUCUGUUAUAUGGAUAGAUUUCAAGACACCUUUACAGCCCCUUGUAAUUCAGAGUACAUGGCUGUUUUGUCUGUGAAGAGGCAGCCACAGUGCUGCUCAGCAAUGGGAGGAGUGACGUGCAGAGGUCAAAAGCAUUGCAUGGCAGCUAGCAAGCAGCAGUUGCUGGUGGUUUUCAUCUGGUGUCACAUAGGAAAAUACAUCCCUUAAGCAGAAGUUAUCAAAGGAAGGGAUGAUGUUUCAGUGCCAGUACAAGUGUGUAUGUUCACGCACCUUAUGGCAGUUACAGCACAGUGACAGGUUUGUGGAAAUAACAGGAAAUUGGAAGAAAUUAAAGCUCACAUUUCUUAUUCACAAAUCAAAUUUUUAAUAGUCUUUAUAGUUUCUGUAAAUAACAGUGGCCCAGGAUGUUAUCAUUCACAUAAAGCAAAAUGGAGUAAACUGCCACCAAAGGAGACCCCUUUCUGUCGACAUAUCUGACACCAUCUUUCAAAUCUUACUUUGGAAAUGUGACAGAAGUAGCUUAAAAAUUCCCAGUGAAGUUAUCGUACUUCAAAUCGGUGCAAACAGCCCAUUCUACAUGAAAUCCUCAGGUGAGGGUCCCUUCACACAGUGCUCUGGCUACUACUCCCAAAGCCAUGCCAGAUGAAGUGGUGGUUUUACACUGGAUUUACUGGGGACUUCACAUUCUUAAUAUUGCUGGUUAAUUCUUAAUAGGCAGCUUACCACUGUGUACCAAUGGCUGUACCACCUGUACCCUGGCAGCACAGGAGAGCGGCGCUCUGCAGAUGGUCCCACACACUGUGCUUGUGCUCUGCAGCCAGAGCCACAGGUGUUCUUUAGGACAUUUUUAUUUCUGCUGAAAACUUCACACAACAACAAGUUUUCAAACACUCUCCACAGGAAGCUGAACAGCUAUCUUCCACAUCAAGCAUUUGCUUAGGGCAUGGCAGAGUUUGCUGUUGUCUAAAGGGUUAAUCUUGACUUUACAUAACACCUGUGGUGCUCAGAUGCCAACAAGCCAUUUUAUUAACUUCUUGAGAUGGUCUUGAAAUUAAUUUUUAAUCCGACUCUCAUCUAAACUGAGAUGCCUUAAACACAGUGAACUUGAGCAUAAGCCUCAGAAGUCACCGUUCAGCCUGCCUUCAACAGAAGUGGAUCAGCACAGAAUGCGCUCCUCUAUAGCCUUUCAUCUUUCAUAGCAAUAAAACUACUUGUCACAUCUGAAGUCUCUCAAUAAUAGUAAUAAAAGAUAACAAAUCUUCAUAAACACUUGGAGGAGUUAUGCUGGUUCGGAGAAAGCAGCAGAACUCUUUCUGUAACAUACACAAGCUGUUUUGAGCUUCUCAAUACAAGUUGCUAUAUCUUUUGCAAUAAAGGUGUCCCAAAGGCAUGCAAAGUC